UCCGAGAAAGGUGCUCGUGCAAUAUCAUCCUUUGCAACCCAACGAUUUGCAAGCUCCGCCAUGAAGCAGUGGCAUUCCAUUGCUUCCAGCUACGAGGAACUACACUCUGCAUUUCGAACUGAAAAUCCGAGCUGUUCAGACAAUGAAGAACUGCAAUACCAACUUUUCGGGUACGAUUUCGUGUUCGAUUUGCUGUGCCUGCGCGACCUCCUAUCUCCCAUAUGUGCUUUAAUGGAAUUGGUCCAGGACAUGCAGCAGCCACACUGGAAAAUAACUCUACUUUGGCCUAAGGUCGCCACCUUUCUGAAGAAUAGGUCUUCAGAUUUUCGGGUUGAAGACUACCCUUCCCUGGCAGCGUGCCACCAUUCUAUCCGCCCAGGUGGCAGUUAUUUGAACGUGCCGCUGCUCGAUGGGUGGUUGGUUGAAUCUCACAAAGCUGGAGGCCCAGUCAAAUGGUGCACUAGAGAAGUUGAAGAUAUCCAGGACGAGCUUGUUAAGCUAGCCGCAGCUCUUCACAAGUCAUUCGUGUCCCGCGUCUCGAAAGGAUGUGGGUCGGAGGCGACUGAUGCUGCAUCCAUGGAUGCUGCUGCUGUCAUACUGCUGCUGACGAAGCCUGAUGUUGACAUCGAGAUCGAAAUUCACACCAAUUCAGCUUCCAGCCGGCGCCUUGUUCAGCAGGCGGAGAGUUACGAGCACCUAGAAUUGCAAGCCCCUCUUUCACGAAAGUAUUUAUCUUCCUACGUGACUACUCUCCAUGAGGCAUUUAAAUCUGGCUUAGGCAGAGACGCAUGGCUAUCACCACCGGUAACUGGUCCCAUCACUUCUGUGUCAGAAACAGAAAGCUCAGCCUCAUAUUGCAAGUUUGAACUUCUUCUUCGGGUGUCAACGCCGAGUGGGGAUACUAUUGAUACGCGGCUAAACGAGAAGGCAAUUUAUCAGUCGCUCUACAAGGAUCCACGUCUCUACAAACGCAUGGGCUACUCGGCUUGCCGGCUCCUCGACUUCGCCCUGCAUCGUGGCGGCUCAGAAGCUGUGGUGGAGACAUUUUAUUCCACCAUGCGUUCUCAGCAGCAUCACGGGGGGCAGAAUAACAGCACGCUACAGAGGCGUUCAAAGCUGCGAUGGAUGUUGCCUCCAGUUGGUAGCCAAGCUUGUGAGCGACUUUUGGAUAUGGCGGCACGGAUUUACUACACGGGGGAUUCUUCACGUGGUGUGAAUCCUCACCGAGGCCCCUUCUUUAAGGAUGCGAGGGCUAAAAAUUAUGAUGUCAGCAAAGUUGUCAACCGCCGAGCACAUUUACAGUCCAGAUGUCCCUUCAUUGGCUGCCCUACUGGAGAGGACAACGAGGAGAGUGACGAAUAAAACGUGUUUCUUGUAUUUUGUGAAUCCUUUCAAUUUGCUAACAACAGACCAAAUAUAUUUUACUAUUAAUAGGUAUUUCUUAGCUUUAAGUUACGGAAAUGUUAAUGUUUAUUUUUUCUAUUUGAAUUUAGGUCUGUGAUUCAC
Hyalella azteca is the source of this 1506-nucleotide messenger RNA. RefSeq lists its product as uncharacterized. The coding region runs from base 61 to 1362 and encodes 433 amino acids. The transcript has 5 exons. The record is from RefSeq and is a predicted model, not a curated record. Lineage: Eukaryota; Metazoa; Arthropoda; Malacostraca; Amphipoda; Hyalellidae.